This is a messenger RNA of Pungitius pungitius (ninespine stickleback), 2896 nucleotides long. RefSeq lists its product as uncharacterized. Gene Ontology annotation, cellular component: nucleus. Lineage: Eukaryota; Metazoa; Chordata; Actinopteri; Perciformes; Gasterosteidae. The record is from RefSeq and is a predicted model, not a curated record. Bases 486 to 2405 code for a protein of 639 amino acids. The transcript is spliced from 11 exons. Gene Ontology annotation, molecular function: DNA-binding transcription factor activity; RNA polymerase II cis-regulatory region sequence-specific DNA binding. Gene Ontology annotation, biological process: regulation of transcription by RNA polymerase II.
AGAAAUCAGAAACACUUCCGCUCCCUUCACGUCUAUUUCGGUUUGUUGUUCGCUAAACUAAUGCCGGACCUAUUUCUCCAAAAGUGUCAAUUCUUUAAUUCAGUGUUAAACAUAUUAAAACAUCCCAGAACCAACUGGGCUGUUUAUACUGCUGGGUGGUUAGCAUUAGCCGUUAGCCUCGGUCGAUCCAGCCAUAGAUAUAUAUAAAGUCUUACGCCGCAGUCUAGGACGUCAUCACAGGCGGCCAUCUUGCUACAGGUUAACGUUAGCUUUGUGGCGGGCUCUGUGCUAGCUGAGCUAAGGUCAGUGAUCUGCACCAACUCUAAUGCUCUUUUCUCGCUGAGGUCUUGACGGAUUUACAAAUGGUUUGGUUUCUUACAAACGUACAAAACGCAGCUUUUCCCUUCGAUAAACGACUUAAUCGUGCAGCUUAGUGGUGAAUCACGGCUAGGUUACUACCCCUUUUAUUUCAUUUUAACGGGAACAUGCCAGAUGUGUGUGCGGCCCUCGGAUGCUCCAAUCGCAGAUGUCGCGACUCGAGGUCACGUGGGAUCACCUUUCACCUGUUUCCCAAAAGCGGCGAGCGGAGGAGGAAGUGGGAAGUUUCCCUGAGGAGGGACGGCUUCGCUGCCUCCAGGAGGACGAUGCUCUGCAGCCAGCACUUCAGGCCGGAGGACUUCGACAGGACGGGGCAGACCGUCCGCCUCAAAGAUGGUGUCGUUCCAACCGUUUUCAACUCUCCAGCUCACCUGCAAAAGUUUGGAGCAACAAGAAGCACAACCACUUCUAGUGGAGCGGAUGACGACCCGCCAACGGACCUGAUGCCUGAUGUCCAGCAGCACAGUCGGCCCUCAGCCGACAGGAUGAGCUCCUGUGCAGCGCUGCACACUCAGCUCGCCGCCGUCAUGGAGUCACUUGUCCACGCGGCUGUGGCCGAGCUGAAGAAGCUGGUGGAGGACAGUUCCACCUUCCAGCUCCACCUGGAGAUCCGGAGCGAAGAGGGCCCCCAGCGGCCCGGCGGCGGGGAGAAGAUGGUGCAGUUUGCCUCCGUCAUGGAGACUCUGGGAAACGAGGCUCUGGGGAAGAUCAUGAACGUGGUGGAUGAAGCCAAACUGUCAGUGGAGCCUCCGCCGGGUCGGGGGGGCACGGGGCCCCGGACCAGUGUCCUCAACAUCCUCAAGGACCCACACGUGGAGGCGGAGCACUCGUACGGAGUCCGACCCGAGACCUCCGAGGCUCACCGGCCCACUCAGACCAAACCAGAGAAGCUGUGGAUCAACAGAGACCAACACGGCUUCAAAGAGAACGUCCAGAGCUCGGACCGUCCCACGUCCACUCAGACCAAACCAGCGGCCGAGAAGCCGUUGGCGCCGGUCCAAGAGGAACGCAGCGACAUCGACGCGCGAGCUCAAGGUGAGGCCACCGACCAGGUGACCUCUGACCUCCAGCAGCCGGGGUUCAUCCUGCAGAGCGUCACGUGGAAAUACUUCUCGUGCGCAACGUGCGGGAAAUCGUUCACGUCUCGGAGCAACCUGAAGUCUCACCGCCGCGUCCACACCGGCGAGAAGCCGUUCGCCUGCGACGUCUGCGGCCGAGCGUUUGCUCAGCGGCAAAGUCUGCAGAGCCACCGCCGGACGCACACCGGCGAGCGGCCUUACGGGUGCCCGCAGUGCGGGAAGCGCUUCGCCAAGCAGACGCAGCUGAAGACGCACGCCGUGGUGCACACGGGGGAGAAACCGCACGGCUGCCAGGUGUGCGGCCGGCGCUUUAACCUGCUGCAGAACCUGCAGCGCCACGCGCACACGCACACCGGCGAGAAGAUCUACGUGUGCAGCGCCUGCGGCAAAGCCUUCACCCGCGCCGUCACCCUGAAGACGCACCAGCUGGUCCACAGCGGCCUGAAGCCCUUCCAGUGCGACCAGUGCCCCAAAGCCUUCCGCCACGCCGUCAACCUCAAGAACCACCAGAGGGUCCACAGCGGCCUGCGGCCCUUCGGCUGCGACCUCUGCGGGAAGACCUUCCGCCAGUCGGUGAACCUGAAGAUCCACCAGAGGAUCCACACCGGCGAGCGGCCUUUCGGCUGCCGCCAGUGCGGCAAGACGUUCAGCCAGCAGAGCAGCCUGAUCACCCACGGGCGCACGCACUCCGCCGAGCGGCCCUUCGCCUGCAGCUUCUGCGACAAGAGGUUCAACAACGCCAACAGCCUGAAGCUGCACCUGCGCGUGCACACCGGGGAGAAGCCCUACACCUGCGACGCGUGCGGCAAGACCUUCAGCCAGGGAAGCCACCUGAGGACGCACAAGAGCCACAUGCACGCCGGCGGCAAGCAGUACAUCUGUGACAAGUGCGGGAAGAGGUACUCGGACCAGCGCAACCUGAAGCUGCACAAGUGCGGCUACGCGUGAGGAGGCAGGAAGUGGACCUGCUCACCAUGUUGAGCUUUCCUUUUUGAACACUUUACGUAUGAGCCUCUUGGUGGUGAUGUCACCUGACACAAACGUUUUGAUUGGUUGGAACCUGCUGAAAUGGUUUUUACUUGGUCCGAUCGAUGGUUUCAUCAUUUUAAAGAUUAUAUUUUUUAUUUGUUGCAAAAUAAAAGAAUUCAACCUACAGUUGGGCCUUUAAAGUGGUGAUAUGUGUGUAUUACGGUGGAAAAUCACAACAUUAACUUCUUAACUUUCCUUCUGACAGAACUUCCAUCGCAGUGAUCAGUCCGUGAGGAUCGCUGUCUUGUUGUUCGAUCAGUAUUAGUGGGUUGUUGUGUUUUGCUGUCUUUUAGCCUUCAGUCCAAUCACAAGGGUUAAGAAGUUCAUGUCGUUGCGUUUUCUUAUGGCCUUGAUGUGCUUCAGUAGUCUGAAGCUGCAUCGUGUUUAAGCCAUUUCAACAAGUGCUUCAC